This is a messenger RNA of Telopea speciosissima, 1521 nucleotides long. Its product is annotated as UDP-glycosyltransferase 84B2-like. Gene Ontology annotation, molecular function: UDP-glycosyltransferase activity. The record is from RefSeq and is a predicted model, not a curated record. The transcript has a single exon. Lineage: Eukaryota; Viridiplantae; Streptophyta; Magnoliopsida; Proteales; Proteaceae. The coding region runs from base 7 to 1521 and encodes 504 amino acids.
GAAACAAUGGCAGCCUUCAAGGAAGCAAGAGAAGCAGAGAUUCACGUGCUAAUGGUGGCAUUCUCCGCUCAAGGCCACAUAAACCCCAUGCUUAGGUUAGGCAAUCGCCUCACUUCCAAGGGCUUACACGUUACCCUCGCCACCACCGACGUCGGACGAAACCGUAUGCUCAAAUCCAACCCUUCCACCACCACCGCAUCCAAUGACACAAAUAUACGUUUGGAGUUCUUCUCCGAUGGACUCAGCGACGACUUCGACCGCUGGAACCAUAUCGACCACUUCCUGGACAGCAUCGGUAAAUUCGGUCCUACCAAUCUCUCCAAACUCAUCAACGAUCUCUCCGGUGACGGUCACCGUCCUAAGUUCUCAUGCAUCAUUUCUAACCCCUUCGUACCAUGGGUGGUAGACGUCGCUGCCCAACAUAAAAUCCCCUGUGCCCUCCUUUGGAUCCAACCCUCUGCUCUCUACGCCCUCUACUAUCGCUUCUUCCACCACUUGAACUCCUUCCCGACCCAGUCCGACCCGAACCCCACCGUUUACUUGCCGGGUCUCCCACCGCUCCAAACCGCAGACCUGCCAACCUUCGUUCUACCCUCCAAUACCAUCACUGGCUUCCCCAAGUUGUUGUCCGAGUUGUUCAAAAGCCACAUGAAAAAGUUCAAAUGGAUACUCGGUAACUCAUUCUACGAGCUUGAGAAGGAAGUGGUGGACUCAAUGGCCCAACUCUGCCCCAUCAGGCCCGUAGGCCCACUCGUGCCAUCCACGCUUGUAGGACUGAGUGAAGGUCAAGGUGGUGACAAUGACAUCGGCGUUGAUAUGUGGAAACCGGAAGAAAAGUGCAUCGAAUGGUUAGACCGGAGAUCGGUAUCGUCAGUCAUUUAUGUCUCCUUCGGCAGCGUCACAGUUCUAUCCGAGAAGCAGAUGGAGAACAUCGCAAUGGCUCUCAAAAACAGUGACCGUCCAUUUCUUUGGGUUCUCAAGUCAAAGGACAACGCAGUGCCAGUAGGAUUACCGGCCGGAUUCUUGGAAGAAACGGAAGAUCGGGGCUUGGUGGUGUCGUGGUGCACUCAAACGAAGGUGCUGGCUCACCCUGCCGUUGCCUGCUUUAUGAGUCACUGUGGGUGGAACUCGACGCUGGAGACGAUCGCCGCCGGAGUUCCGAUGAUCGCUUGUCCACAGUGGACGGACCAGCCGAGCAAUGCUAAGCUGAUAGUGGAUGUGUUUGAGAUGGGUGUGCGGGUCGAACCAGAUCCAGAUGGGAUGGUUAGCAAGGAAGAAGUGGAGAGAUGCAUCGUGGAAAUUACGAAGGGGCCCAAGUCGGAGGAAAUGAAGAGAAAGGGCGUCCAAUGGAAAGAGGCGGCGAAGAAUGCCGUGGCUGAACAUGGUUCGUCUGAUCAGAACAUCCAAAUUUUUGUGGACGAGAUCGUUGGAAUGCAUUCCUUAGCUCCCUCCAUGGCACCCCACUCGAUGACGAUGACGACUAGUGAAGAAUCUCCGAUGUUGGAAGGGGCCAAGGGCUAA